GUGUGUGUGUGUGUGUGUGUGUUCCAGGGGGCCCGUGUGUGGGUCAGGGAAAAGGAACAGCUGGUGCCCUCCACAGUCAACUCCUGCGGAGAUGGAACCCUGGUUGUCACCACGGACUAUGGCGAGGUGCUGUACCUGCAGACGGCGGAGGUGACCCGGGAGCGGGUGUACGCCAUGCACCCCAGCAGCAACGAGGGGGUGGAGGACAUGUCCUGCCUGGCCGAGCUGCACGAGGCCGCCAUCCUGCACAACCUGCACCUGCGCUACAAGAAGGACAGCAUUUAUACCAACAUCGGCAGCAUCCUGGCGGCGGUGAACCCCUACAAGCAGAUCCCGGGUAUGUACGACCCGGACCGGGUGGAGCUCUACUCCAAACACCACCUCGGGGAGCUACCGCCGCACAUCUACGCCAUCGCCAACGAGUGCUACCGCUGCAUCUGGAAGCGCCACGACAGCCAGUGUGUCCUCAUCAGUGGUGAGUCUGGGGCAGGGAAGACGGAGAGCACCAAGCUGCUGCUCCAGUUCCUGUCUGUAAUGAGCCAGAACUCAGCAGGGACCCCCCCCACGGAGAAGAGCACUCGCGUGGAGGAGGCCAUAGUUCAGAGCAGCCCUAUCAUGGAGGCCUUUGGAAACGCCAAAACUGUUUACAACAACAACUCCAGCCGCUUUGGGAAGUUCAUCCAGCUGCACUUCUCUGAGGGCGGGAACAUCCAGGGAGGCUGUGUGUUUGACUGUAUCCUUUCAUGUAACCGUGUGGUAAGGCAGAACCCUGGGGAGAGGAACUACCACAUCUUCUACGCUCUGCUAGCCGGAGCCACUAAGGACCAUAAAGAACAAUAUUUCCUGGGUGAACCCCCUGAGUCCUUCCACUACCUCAACCAAUCAGGAUGCAUCAAGGACAAAAGCCUGAACGACAAAGAGCUCUACAACAGUGUUAUGGAGGCCCUGAAGGUGCUGGAGUUCACGGAGGAGGAGAGCAGGGACAUGUUCCAGCUGUUGUCUGGAGUCCUGCAGCUGGGCAACAUCGAGUUCAUGACCGCCGGAGGGGCUCAGAUCACCACCAAGCAAGUGGUCAGUAAUGCCAGUGACCUGCUGGGUCUGGACUGCUUCCAGCUCUCUGAGGUGCUGACACAGCGCUCCAUCAUCCUCAGAGGAGAGGAGAUCUGCUCCCCCCUCACCAUAGAGCAGGCGGUGGAUUCCCGGGACUCGGUUGCCAUGGCGCUGUACGCACAGUGCUUCUCCUGGAUCGUCCGCAAAAUCAAUCAGAAGGUCAAAGGGAAAGAGAACUUCAAAUCAAUCGGUAUCCUUGACAUCUUUGGCUUCGAGAAUUUUGAGGUAAAUCGGUUCGAACAGUUUAACAUCAACUAUGCCAACGAGAAGCUCCAAGAGUACUUCAAUAAGCACAUCUUCUCGCUGGAGCAGUUGGAGUACAACAGGGAAGGCGUCCAAUGGGACGCAAUUGACUGGAUGGACAAUGCAGAGUGCCUUGACCUCAUAGAAAAGAAACUGGGCAUGUUGGCUCUGGUCAAUGAGGAGAGCCGCUUCCCAAAGGGAACAGACUUCACCCUGAUGGAGAAGCUGCACAGCAGACACUCUACCAAUCCCUACUAUGUGAAGCCCCGGCUUGCAGACCAUCAGUUUGGCAUCAAACACUACGCUGGGGAGGUUCUGUAUGAUGUGCGAGGAAUCCUGGAGAAGAACAGAGACACUUUCAGAGACGACAUCCUCAAUAUGCUGAAAGAGAGCAGGCUGGACUUCAUCUACGACUUGUUCGAGAAGGUGGGCAGCAGAAACAACGAGGAGACUCUGAAGAUGGGCACAGCCAGACGCAAGCCAACUGUCAGCUCCCAGUUCAGGGACUCCCUCCAUUCUCUCAUGGGGACUUUGAGUGUGUCCAACCCUUUCUUCAUCCGCUGCAUCAAACCCAACAUGGAGAAGAAUCCAACCGUGUUUGACCCGGAAGUCGUCAUAAAUCAGUUGAGGUAUUCUGGGAUGUUGGAGACGGUGAAAAUCCGUCGCGCUGGAUUCCCCGUUCGAAGGACUUUUGUAGACUUCCUCUCACGGUAUAAGAUCAUCUCCAAGAACAAGGUGUCCACGGUCGGAGAUGAUAAGAAAAAAAACAUGGACCUUCUGACCAAAUAUGACAAGACUAAGAAAGAGUGGCAGAUUGGCAAGACCAAAGUGUUCAUGAAGGAGGCCCUGGAGCAGCGUCUGGAGAAGGACCGCGAUGAGGUGCGCCGGGCGGCUGCCAUGGUGAUCCGCGCCCACCUGCUCGCCUAUUCCGCCAGGAAGCACUUCAAGCAGGUCCGAAGCAGCGUGCUCACGCUGCAGAAGCACUUCCGCAAGCACAUCCUGCGCCGGAGGUUCGUCAGGCAGCGCAAGGCGGCGCUGGUGCUACAGAGACACCGGAGGGGGCAGGUGGCCCGCAGCCGCGUCCGCAAGAUCAGGGACGAGAGGAAGAGGCUGAAGAGGGAGGAGGAGGAGAAGACGAAGAAGAAGGAGCAGCCAGAGGCAAAGACAGACGGAGGAGAAGGAGGAGGAGAAGAGAAGAAGCAGGAGGUGGCUGGAAAGGGAGCAACGAAUGAAGAGGAAGGGGAAAAGCCAGAUGUGGAGACCCGUCAGAUGGAGGAGAUUCUGAAGCUGGAGCGGGAGAUCGAGCGGCUGCAGAGGAAGCGGGAGGACGGCGUGUCCCUGCUGUGCGAGUCCUCCAAGCAGGAGCUGCAGCUGCGCCGCGACGCCGAGAUCAAGCGCAUGAAGAAGGAGGCGUCCCGCAAGGCCACCGAGCUCAUCGACCUCCUCAACUUCGGGGGUCUGGACCCCGCCCUGGUGGACGCCGAGCCCAAGGCGCCUGAAGCAGAGGUGAAGCCGGCGCCAGGGGGGGCGGGCCCCGCCACGGCCACGCCCAAAGAGGAGGAAGUGGACGAGGGCUUCCACGCCGAGGAGGAGUGCAUCCCCCUCCCGGACUUCCCGCCUCCGGCUGAGAGCGACGCCCCCCUUGACGUGGAGAUCCUCGCCCAGCUUCCCCCUCCUCCGCCUGCCUUCGCCGAGGGAACCCUCGCCUCCGCCCCUCCCCCCGCCGCCGACGGCGUAGCGGCGCCGAGCCCGGCCGGCGCCCCCCCUCCCCCGCCCGCGCCCCCGCCCCCGGGAGACGGGUCGGGCGUUCCGGCACCUCCUCCUCCACCUCCUCCAACCCCUCCUCCUCCACCUCCUCCUCCUCUACCGCCGUCGACGGCGCCCCCGACCAAGGCGGACGGCGAGAAGAAAGAGGCGGGAAAAGCGGAGGAGGGGAGGAAGGUGAGCAUGGUGGAGAGCCUGGGCGACGGGGAGGAGCCUAUCUACAGCAUGCCCGCCGACACCGAGUCGGACUACGACCAGGAGGAGGAGGACGGCUCGGUGAACGCCGGCGACGACGGCUCCGUCUCCGGGAGCAACCGGGGCAGCGCGGCCCCCGCGGAGGAGGAGGAGCACCCCAGGAAGUCGACGUGCACCAACGCCAGCGCAGAGUCGCACCGCGGCAGCUCCGACUCGUACGGGGACAGCGAUGACGAGCACGACGGCCUACUGGACACCGAUGAGGAGGUGGGCGUCGGCCACCGGGUCAGCAUCCUCAACGGGAACGGACCGCCCUACUUCCACAGCUACCUCUACAUGAAGGCCGGUCUGAUGAUCCCCUGGAGGAGGCGCUGGUGCGUGCUGAAGGACGAGACCUUCAUGUGGUUCCGCUCCAAGCAGGAGUCCCUGAAGUCCGGCUGGCUGUACAAGAAGGGAGGGGGCCUGUCCACUCUCUCACGCAGGAACUGGAAGAUGCGUUGGUUCGUACUGAGGGACAGCAAGCUGAUGUACUUUGAGAACGACAGCGAGGAGAAGCUGAAGGGGACUAUCGACAUUCGGGCUGCAAAGGAGAUCGUGGACAACCACGAGAAGGAGAACGCGCUGAACAUCGUGACAGAGGAGCGGACCUACCAGGUGUUCGCUGAGUCCCCAGAGGACGCAGGUGGAUGGUUCAAUGUGCUCAGUAAGGUGCGAGUGUGCACUCCAGAGCAGCUGCUUGACAUGUCCCAUGAGCAAGCCAACCCAAAGAAUGCUGUGGGCACCCUUGACGUGGGUCUGGUGGACUCUGUGUGUGCGUCGGACAACCCUGAUCGUCCCAACUCCUUCGUGAUCAUCACCGCGAACCGCGUGAUCCACUGCAACACGGACACGGCCGAGGAGAUGCACCACUGGAUCAGCCUGCUGCAGAAACCCAAAGGAGACGCCAAAGUCGACGGCCAGGAGUUCCUGGUCCGGGGCUGGCUGCAGAAGGAGAUGAAGACGAACGCCAAGAGCACCUCCCUGAAGCUGAAGAAGCGCUGGUUCGUGCUCACCCACAAUUCCCUGGACUACUACAAGAGCUCUGAACGUAACUCCUCCAAGAUGGGAACCCUGGUGCUGAACUCCCUCUGCUCCGUUGUACAGCCGGACGAGAGAGUACACCGAGAGACAGGCUACUGGAACAUCGUGGUGCACGGCAGAAAGCACUCGUACCGCCUGUACACCAAGAUCUUGAACGAUGCCAUCAGAUGGACAGCAGCCCUACAGGGAGUCAUAGACAGCAAGACCCCUAUCGAGACCCCCACUCUGCAGCUCAUCAGAGACAUCAGGGAAAACAGCGUGAACCAAGAUCUGGUGGAGCAGAUGUAUCGGAGGAACCCGAUCCUGAGGUACACCCAGCACCCCCUGCACUCCCCACUGCUGCCCCUGCCCUACGGAGAGGUCCCGUUCCUCCAGAGGAAGCUGGGAUACGCCAGCCUCCAGGACGAGGCGGUGCGGGUGUUCAACUCCCUGCAGGAGAUGGAGACCCUGGGGGACACCGUGGCCAUCAUCCAGGGCAUCCUGCAGACCUGCCAGGACCUGCGGCCGCUCACCGAUGAGGUGUAUGCACAGGUGAUCAAGCAGACCAACCACGUACCUCAGGAUAACAUCCAAGCCAAUAGGGCACACUGGCAUCUUCUCACCUGCAUGAGCUGCACCUUCUUGCCCAGCCGAGGUAUUCUCAGAUACCUGCGCUUCCACCUAAAGAGGGUACGUGAACGUUACCCAGGCACUGAGAUCGAGCGCUACGCUACUUUCAUCGGGGAGUCCCUGAAGAAGACCAAGACUCGUGAGUUCGUCCCCUCGCAGGAGGAGAUCGCCGCCCUGCUGGUGAGGCAGGAGAUGAGCACCACCGUCUACUGCCACGGAGGAGGCUCCUGCAAGAUCUCCAUUAACUCACACACAACGGCUGGACAGGUGGUGGAAAAGCUGAUCCGCGGCCUUGCCAUAGAGGAAAGCAGAAACCUCUUCUCCCUGUUUGAACACAAUCAGUGCACCGACCGAGCUCUGGAGAGCAGGGUCAUUGUUGCGGAUGUCCUCGCCAAGUUUGAAAAACUGGCAGGAAGUGACGAGGAAGAUGAGGAGGGAGAGUGGAGGCUCUACUUCAAGCUCUAUUGCUUCCUGGAUGUAGAGAGCAUGCCUAAAGAAGGAGUGGAGUUCGCUUUCAUGUUUGAGCAGGCCCAUGAGUCUUUGAUCAGCGGCCAUUUCCCGGCCUCGGAGGAGAAUCUGCAGAACCUGGCGGCUUUGCGGCUUCAGUAUCUCCAAGGCGACGGCGCCGGCAGGGCGGGAUGGAGCCUGGGCAACGUCUAUCCGAUCGCGCGUCUCCGCCACCGCAUCAUGCACUCCACCAAGCCGGGGACAGGGGCCGGGCCGGGAGCCGCGGGGGCCGCAGGGGCAGGGCUGGGGGAUGGGAAGGGGGUGGCCGGGAUCCAGGGGACUGUAGGAGGGGCCCCUGAGAAGCGUAGGACCCCCAGCUUCCUGGACGGCACCCUGAGGAGAAGCUUCAAAACGGGCUCGCUGAAGAAACAGAAGGUGGAGGAGGAGCAGAUGCUGGAGAUGUGGGUGAAGGAGGAGACCUCGGCCACCCGGGCCAACGUCCUGGAGAAGUGGACCCGUCUUCAGGGCCUGCCACAGCACCAGGCCAUGCUGAACUACAUGAGCAUCAUCAAGGAGUGGCCCGGCUACGGCUCCACUCUGUUUGAUGUGGAGUGUAAAGAGGGUGGCUACCCCCAUGAACUGUGGCUUGGAGUCAGUGCAGACAAUGUCUCAGUGUACAAGAGGGGCGAGCCCAAGCCUCUGGAGACCUUCCGGUAUGAACAGAUCACCUUCUUCGGAGCUCCACAACCCUGCACUUACAAGAUCAUUGUGGACGAGAGGGAGAUCUUCUUCGAGACUCCCAUGGUUGGGGAUGUCGCAAAGAUCAUGAGGGCCUACAUCAACAUGAUAGUGAAGAAACGCUGCAGCAUCUUGUCUGUCUCCAGCGUCGGCAGUGCAUGGAUGAGCUGAGUGGUCGUCCACCAAUCAAAGCUCUCUGUUUCUUCAUCAAGCCCCACCACAGAGAGGCAUCAGAUGUUGCUCUCCUCAGGAUAGUGUGUGUUGGUGUUUUGCCAAAUCCUCGAGUCCAUGAUUGACUGAAAGUCGUCUUUUUCAAAAGUGCAAGAAGGUGGGAAAAUUAGGUCACCUGUCGACCCCCCUGUGGCCACUGAUUAUAUUUGGAUAAAUGAUCAAUACUUUGGUGGACAAUAUGUCAAUGUCUAUUUAAGAAUGAGCAUGGAAAAAAAACAAUAACAGCUAUUUUUGGGCAGGUCCUCUACACGAGUCCCAUCCCAGUUGUAGUAUCUGCAUGUAGAUGUUCAAGCACACCCCAAAUGUCUCUGCUGUAAUGCUUUGUUUCUGGACCAACCUCACUAGUGACGAGCACAAUGAUUCUGACCCCAAAAUCUACCCCUCCUUCAUGUCCCGCUGUCCGGGAUCCACAAUGAACCCUGCUUAAGGGUUAUCAGCCCUACCACAACCCUCAGCUUCACCACACCUACCCAGCCCUACCACAACCCUCAGCUUCACCACACCUACCCAGCCCUACCACAACCCUCAGCUUCACCACACCUACCCAGCCCCUUCACUCUUGCUCUGUCUCUCUCUCUCUCACUCUCUCUCGUUCUCUUCACAUAUAUUUGUUGAUAGUGUUUGCAUCCCAUUUGUACUCUUUAUUACGUUUUAUUGCUGAAUUUUCUAUUGCUUGCGCUUUUCUUCUCGGGUUCUCUUUGCUCGUCUAUGUUAAUUCAUGUCCCUGGAAGCCCCGUCCCCCAUUUUUUAAAAGUCAAUCUCACUCCAUAACAUCAGCUACAUCAUCAUGUCUGACACGAGUCAACCAACAGGGAGUAUUAUUUGAGGGCUAAAUGCAUAACACUGAAUGUCCCCUUCCUACACACGGACACGCUUCACUUACUGUGUCGUGGGGACGUGGCUCCAUGUAACAUUGCCACUGUGUGGCCUCAAACUACUGGUUGGAGUGACUGUUGAAGUUUCUGAGAAGAGUUUAAGCAGAUCCACUUCAUAGAGGACUGGGGAAGGGAAAUGAGUGAGGCCCUUCCUUGAUGAAUUUCAUAAAGACCUUUGUUGUGGUUUGAAACAGCAAUGAGCCAUGCUUUAUAGAUGAAAGCCGAUGGCGGAUGAUAUUCACAACAAUACCAUUAUUCAGAGUAUGACAGUACUCUUUUUCAUAUUUAUACCUAUAUAUAGUAUGUCCACAUAUUACCUUAAACAGUAAGCAUUAUCUUAUUAUAUUCACAUUUACACAUACGAUACAUGUAUGAUACUGUAAACUGAAACAUAAUUUUGUAAUGUAUAUCGCACACAUAUUGUAAGAGUUGUAUCCAUGUUGGUGACCCACUGUAAUAUAAAUGGAUGCCAUUAUAACUACAUAAUGUGAACGCUCUUGUAUAAAGUACAUGCAAAGGAAAAUAGUAAGUAAUUCACCUAUAUACAUUUAAAAAAAACACAGCAAUAUGCUAUGUGCUGGCUGUGUCAUCGAUGUGUCUCACUAUCACAGUGUUGUGACACACAUUUUAAACACAGAAGACGGCAGCCAUCUUGGUCGUAUGCCUUCGUGUGGGUACAGAGUUUCACAUCGUCCGGUCAGAGUUACAGCAUUAUCUUGUUAUCGUUAUUGAAGCCAUGCAAUACAACCACAAGAGGAUCCAUGUCCAUCUGAAUCUAGGCUGCCAUAUGUGGACGUUUUCGUUUCUUCUGUGAUUCAAACUAUGAUUCCUUCUCAGCACCCAUAAGUUCUCUGUUGUUGUUGUUCCCACUCCUCUGCUGUAUAUCCCCACCCCUUUAACGUGCAUUGUUUUGGGACUGACGCUGGGAUUGAGCGAGUGUACAUAGUGUCAUGGCAAAGGGCGGGGACUGAUGGCAAUCUAUGGAAAUUGGAGAAGAAGAACAAAGAAUUGUGUUUGUUUGCAACAACAAAAAGAGAAGAAUAUGGGAGAAUUCACCUGAAUAAUAUUAAUGAGCGUUAUGUUGUGAUUGUUAUUUAAACAAAAAGGGGUAAAAGUAUGUAUGAGGAGGUAGGGAGGGAAAAGGGGUACUUAUUUAUACUUGUAUGUAUUGCAGUUAUGGUGUUGAUGAUGGGAAGGGGGAAAAAUUGUCAUAAUUAUGAAAUGAUUGAGUGUUAUGGAAGUUAUGGAAAAUGACUAUGAAGUUGUAUAUGUCCCAUUCAUGUGUGGCUGAGUUGACACUUCCACCCAUUGAAAUCCAAAGUAAAAUUUGAAUUUACAGCCAAAACACAUUUGCCCUUAAAUAGGAAGACAUUCAACUGAAUGGAUCAAACCAACAGUAUUCAAGCUCAGUAUUAAUUGUGGUCUAUGUGAAGUGCCACAAGCCCAUAUGUUCCCCAUAUGGAAUAAGAGCGGAGUCAGAAUUAUUUGAUGAAAUCCUUAGAAUAUAAAAAAAGGGACUUCACGAGUAUGAUCAUUUUUAGAAGUCUGAUAAUCCAUAAGCCAAAACCUUUCUGAUAGUGAUACUGUGUCUGUCUCCCCCACCUAUUAUAUAUUUUGUCACUAUAUCACCCGAGUAUUAAAAAACAGUUGCCAUUUGUUGUAGAAGUGUGAUCAGGCUAUAUUAUGGUUAAUGCUGUUGAACUGAAAUCACAUAUCUGACUAUUCUGAUCGCAAGUCUACGUACAAUAGCAACUUUAAUAACAGCAGGGUCCUUAUAUAAGCCGCAGGCGGCCAGAUGGGGCCUGGCACUCAUGUUCAUCUUAUUAUUAUCAUUACAUAGUGAAACGUUGUGCUUGUUUAAGAAGAAAAAAGAGAAAGAGAGAAAUGUUUGUUGUUCUUUGUAUUUGUAACUGGCUUUACAAAAUUAUAAUAAAUUAUUGAACUUUA
Messenger RNA from Gadus macrocephalus (Pacific cod), 9239 nucleotides. RefSeq names its product myosin X, like 1 (gene myo10l1). Bases 175 to 6357 code for a protein of 2060 amino acids. The record is from RefSeq and is a predicted model, not a curated record. Lineage: Eukaryota; Metazoa; Chordata; Actinopteri; Gadiformes; Gadidae. Gene Ontology annotation, molecular function: cytoskeletal motor activity; ATP binding; protein binding. The transcript has 42 exons. Gene Ontology annotation, cellular component: myosin complex; cytoskeleton.